Molecule: messenger RNA, 3105 nt
Organism: Cotesia congregata
Lineage: Eukaryota; Metazoa; Arthropoda; Insecta; Hymenoptera; Braconidae
Source: the annotation of a GenBank genome assembly
AUGAAGGAAUUCAACCAUGUCAAGUUAUUAAUGGCGAGAGGAGCUGAUAUUAACAACGCUCAAAGCUCUACUAGCAAAUCUACGCUAAUGCACGAAGUUCAUUCUAAAAAAUCGAGUCUUAAAUAUUUACUGAGUUUAGACGAGCUGGUGAAUGAUGUCAAUAUUCUCAACAAAGCGGGACAGACUAUUCUUCAUCAUAAAUUAUUAAACCACAAUAUAAAUUAUACCUCCGAUGAAAGUUGCAGCAUUAUUCUUGAUGCUGGCGUUGACGUUAACACUCAAGAUUCAGAGGGUCAACUUGCUGUUAAUUGUAACGCGUCUUUUAGUGAUACUAACAAUCAUACCAUCACUAAACGGCACAUCAUCAAGUUAAUAUCAGCCGGGUUAACAGUUUGUGAGGGAAAUCGACUAGCUGUUGAAAGAGGCUUCGAUGAUUUGAGAAAAACGUGUCUGGAAGAGCUCGAAAAAAUAAAAAUUAAUAAAGUCGGUGUGACUAAUAUCACAUUUUUUGACGUUUUACACAUGAGUUUUCAUUAUUUAGCGAUCCGCUUGAAGUUUGCGGGCUUGGAUCAAGUUAUCAAUGAAGAAAAAUUAAACACGGCGUAUCCGUUGUAUGGAGGAAUGCUGUUUUAUAAGUUGUCCAAGGUUCUGCGAAGAAUAAAGUACUUGGAAGAAGUCGAAGAAUUUUUUGAAGGAUUGUUAUGGGAUUUAGGACUUCCGGCGACUUUUACUAGAGAAUUAUGGUCUUAUUUUACAAAUAUAGAGUUGAAGAAAUUAAUCUUGCAUGAAAAUAAUAAUUUUAUUAGUUUUCUUGCCGCUUGUUUCGCUACAUAUUCAAUUCCAGCGUUGUAUUCUAGUUAUCCACGUGGCAUAAAAAUGAUUAAUCGAAAAGCCGAUAUAAACAAGAGUCCACCUCGUGGGUAUGAAAAUCCUUUGCAUAUAGCAGCCGUAAACGGAGACACCGAAGUGUUCAAAAAAUUGUAUCACCUGGGAGCUAACAUUCAUUUAAAAUCUUCGUUAAUGACAGCUGCUCACUUUGGACACUUCGAAAUCAUAAAGUACAUGAUUGAACAGAGCUUCGAUGUGAAUGUAACUGAACCAAAAUGUGGCUCUCGUCUAUUGCAUCACGCUGCUGCUAGUUUGAACACUGAAUUAGUGGAAUUUUUGCUGGAAAAUAAUGCGGAAAUUGACGCUAAAGAUCAUGAUGGUGAAACUCCGCUCUCAUGUGCUAUCGUCAACGACAGAAUGAAUAUUGUCAAGUUAUUAAUGGCCAGAGGGGCUGAUAUUAACAACGCUCAGAGCUCUGAUAGGGAAUCUACACUAAUGCACGAAGUUCAUAAUAAAAAAUCGAUUCUUAAAUAUUUAUUGAGUUUAGACGAGCCGAUGACUGAUAUUAAUAUUCGCAAUGAAGAUGGAGAGACUAUUCUUCAUUAUAAAUUUUCAAAUUACGAUGACGACGAUAAAACUUACAGCAUUAUUCUUGAUGCUGGCGUUGACGUUAACGCUCAAGAUUCAGAGGGUCAACUUGCUAUUGAUAGUGAAACGUCUCUUAGAACUAUAAUCCAAAAAACCAUCCUCAAACGACACAUUGUCAAAUUCAUAUCAGCCGGUUUACCAGUUUGUGUGCGAAAUCGACGAAGUGUUGAAAGAGGCUUCGAUUAUUUGAGUGAAACGUGUCUGGAAGAGCUCGAAAAAAUAAAAAUUAACAAAGUCGGUGUGAAAACCGAAAUGGCGGCCGAAACUUCAGACAUGCUUCCAGAUACGAAAAUUCCGAAAGUUCGUGCAACGGAAAUCAAUAAAACAGUUGUCAAGGAAUUAUUGAAUCAACCUGACACCAACGUUGACAUGAUAGUUUUUGACCAGGAUCGACCAAUCCGUAAUCAUACGACUCUUUUAUGCAUAGCCGUGAGGAACGGUGAUGAGGAAUUAAUAGACUAUUUGAUUAAUCGAAAAGCCGAUGUAAACAAGAGUCCACCUCGUGGGUAUGAAAGUCCUGUGCAUAUAGCAGCCAUGAACGGAGACACCGAAGUGUUCAAAAAAUUGUAUCACCUGGGUGCUAACACUCAUUUAAAAUCUUCGUUAAUUUCGGCCGUUCGCUCUGGACACAACGAAAUCGUAAAGUUCCUCAUUGAACAGGGCUUUGAUGCGAAUGUAACUGAACCAGAAUGUGGCUCUUGCCUAUUGCACUACGCUGUUGAAAAAUCGAACACUGAAUUAGUGGAAUUUUUGCUGGAAAAUAACGCAGAAAUUGACGCCAAGAAACAUAAUGGUGUAACUCCGCUCUAUUAUGCUAUCGUCAAAGAAAGAAUUAAUAUUGUCAAGUUAUUAAUGGCGAGAGGGGCUGAUAUUAACAACUGCAUUAGUGUAGAUAGAAAAUCUACACUAAUGGAGGACGUUCAUAAUAAAACAUGGAUUCUUAAAUAUUUAUUGAGUUUAGACGAGCCGAUGACUGAUAUUAAUAUUCGCAAUAAAGCGGGACAGACUAUUCUUCAUUAUAAAUUUUCAAAUUACGAUGACGACGAUAAAACUUACAGCAUUAUUCUUGAUGCUGGCGUUGACGUUAACGCUCAAGAUUCAGAGGGUCAACUUGCUAUUGAUGGUGAAACGUCUCUUAGAACUAUAAUCCAAAAAACCAUCCUCAAACGACACAUUGUCAAAUUCAUAUCAGCCGGUUUACCAGUUUGUGAGCGAAAUCGACGAAGUGUUGAAAGAGGCUUCGAUUAUUUGAGUGAAACGUGUCUGAAAGAGCUCGAAAAAAUAAAAAUUAACAAAGUCGGUGUGAGUAAUAUCACUUUUUUUGACGUUUUACACAUGAGUUUUCAUAAUUUAGCGAUUCGCUUGAAUUUCGCGGGCUUGGAUAAAGUUAUCGAUGAAGAAAAAUUAAACACUGCGUAUCCGUUAUACGGAGGAAUGAUUUUUUAUAAAUUGUCCAAGGUUCGGCGCAGAAUAACAUACUUGAAAGAAAUCGAAAAAUUUGUUGAAGUAAUAUUAUGGGAUUUGGAACUUCCGUGGACUUUUAUCAGAGACCUAUGGUCCUAUUUUACAAAUAUAGAGUUGAAAAAAUUAAUCUUGCAUGAAAACAAAAAUUUUAUUAGGUUUUUGUAA